This is a messenger RNA of Monopterus albus (swamp eel), 2909 nucleotides long. RefSeq names its product motile sperm domain containing 2 (gene mospd2). Gene Ontology annotation, cellular component: endoplasmic reticulum-endosome membrane contact site; endomembrane system. The transcript has 15 exons. NCBI's taxonomy places the organism in Eukaryota, Metazoa, Chordata, Actinopteri, Synbranchiformes, Synbranchidae. Bases 765 to 2339 code for a protein of 524 amino acids. The record is from RefSeq and is a predicted model, not a curated record.
UGACAGCUGCUCCCUCAGCUCCUUUCAUGAACGUAUUGCCUUCUCGUUCAAAUGAAAGGCUGCGGAAUAUUAACUCGGUUUGUUCAGAGUCGUUUGUGACUGGCACUUGUUUGCUACUGAAUUCGAUUAUAUUUCCACGGAGGGAAAGCCGAUGGGGACUUCGAUGCAGAUCAUCCAAGAACAAGCUCUCCAUUAUACAAUAGCGAAAUUUUGGAGCCUACCAGGUCCGAUCCCUCUUUAUUGACCGCUUGAACUAACGCUACUGCAAAGUUGUGAGACGUCACGUUCAUAGCAAAAGUAUCACCAAGUUGUAAAAGUGGACGAAUAUCUGCUAAAGGUACACGGAAGUGUGAAAUUCAGCUGUACCAAACGUCUCAUAUCGGCUGUAAUAUCCAGCCUACUCAUAGCAGCGCGCCAUCUGAAAACAACCGCUUCCCGUUAGUCCAAAUGCAUUGUGGGUGAGAGUUGGUAAACAAAGUGGCGUUAAGCUAAAAUGUUUAGUUCGCUCGUCCUGUAUUUAAACAUAUCCACUAUGUGAAUGACUCGAAAGGCCCUUUGUAUUCCCGGUGAUCAAGAAUACAACUCAACACUCCUUCUAUUAUUUUAUUUCAAACAAACAACACAGCGGAGAGGUGUGGCUAAGGUUGGAGCCAAAAUGGCGAUGACAGGACGUCAUUUUCCCACUUAGCACUGAUUCAUCUAACAUUACUUAGCUAAGAAACAAGUGCGGAAUUGAACUGCUGCAGGUCCGGAGACAGUUGAAUAUGGCUGAACUUGACCAACACGAAGGAGAGCAGGACCUCGAAAAGAAAAUUGUGGAGACGAGACAAAGAUUCAAGAAUGAGUUCCUGCAAGACUCGGCAGAUAAGUACGAUUCUAGAGAUGUGGAAAGGUUUCACAAAGAUGAUGUCCUGGUGGAGAGCUACCUAGCAUGGAGACUUUAUGUUGUUGAUGAUGCUUUGAAAAUGAUCGAUGAAAGUCUUCAGUGGAGAAAAGAAUUUGGUGUGAAUGAUCUCACUGAGAGCACCGUUCCCACGUGGAUGUUUGAGACUGGUGCUGUCUUCCUCCAUGGCUAUGACAAAGAGGGCAACAAGCUCUUCUGGUUCAAAGUAAAGCUGCAUGUCAAGGAUGCAAAAGUAGCCUUGGACAAGAAGAAGUACGUUGCCUUCUGGCUGGAGCGCUAUGCGAAGAAAGAACCUGGGAUGCCGCUUACUGUUGUCUUUGACAUGACCGAGUCUGGCAUCAGCAACAUAGACAUGGACUUUGUGAAGUACAUUGUUAAUUGCUUCAAAGUAUAUUAUCCAAAGUUUUUAUCCAAAAUGGUCAUUGUGGAUAUGCCUUGGAUCAUGAAUGCUGCGUGGAAGAUUGUGAGGUCGUGGUUGGGUCCUGAGGCAAUCAACAAACUAAAGUUUGUACCGAGAUCAGAGGUCCAGGCAUUCAUAGACGCGGAGUACCUCCCACCUCACCUGGGUGGAACGGACCCCUUCAGAUAUAGCUACCCGCCUCUUCCUGAUGAUGACUUCCAAACUCCCAUCUGUGACAAUGGACCUAUUGUUAGUGAGGAUGAGACGGAGAGCAAAGAGGGUGAUAUGGAGAGCAAAGAUGCCCUUGAGUCCAGCUUCAGCUCUGAUGUUGCAGUAAAGCCCAAAAAGGUGAAUUUCCUGGAAGACAGUUUGAAGUCAGAGGACAAUGAUAAAGCAGACACAAGCACCAGGACCAAAGGAGCCAGAAAGCCAGUGACCACAUUCAAAGGCCUUCUACUAGAUGUUAGCCCCGCAGAGGAGCUCAGCUUUGGUUCUGGAGAGACCGAGAAAAAAUGUCUCAUUAUCCUGAACAAUGUGACCAAAAAUCAAGUGGCCUUCAAGGUGCGGACCACAGCACCUGAGAAGUACCGAGUGAAGCCCAGUAGCAGCUGCUGUGAACCGGGAGCUUCAGUAGACAUAGUGGUGUCCUUACAUGGAGGUUGUCAAGUUUCUCCACAGGACAGAUUUUUGGUUAUGGCUGCUGAAAUGGACAAUGUCGGAUCACAAGAGCUUACACAGUUCUGGAAAGAAGUGCCAAAAUCCAAGGUCAUGGAACACAGGUUGCGCUGUCGUGUUUUAGAGCGUGUCAAACCAACAGCGAGCCCUCUCAGAGGGAGUCCUGUGGAUAACGGGACCAGUGGGCAGCAAGAGUUAAACACAGUGCUCAUGCGGAUGAUGGUGUGCAACUCACGGCUGGAGCAGAAGCUGAAUACGUGUCUGUGGACACAGAAGGUUCUCACUGGGUUGGUGCUGGUCCUCAUGGUGCUUAACCUGCUGUGUCUCUAUCAGUUGGGUACUUCCCAGCAGCCAUCUUGACCUGUCACAGCAUCUGUCAACCACAGACAGCUCCAGCGGGGCUGCGGUUGACCGCCUGAGGGGCGGUCGCCUUGCACUCUCCCCUCGCCCGCCCUUGUCACAGGCUGUUUGUCACGGAGAGGAGGAGCACUGACCGUAGGGACAUGUGAGUUGCUGUGGAGUUGCUACAAAAAGGAACUCUACUUGUCUCUUUUCAGGGACUUCAGUUAUUUUACCAGACACUUUUAACCUUGUGACAUCAAAUCAGUAAUGUGUGUUUUUUUUUAAGACCGAUCAUGGAGAAAUAACUGUGUAUUUAUUUCAAAAGUCACAUUAUGAAGGAAAAAUUUAUUUUUGUGAUCAUAGUAUAAAUUUGUUUUAUAUAAAUCUACAGAAUUUAAAAUAAACACUUUUGUCAGUCUGCCUCAUUCUGUUUACCAUAAUGUUUUCUCCUGGUACAGUCAGGUCAGGCUUAGAUUAAACACCCACCUGUUUAUUUUGAGAUGCAGACGUUUUGGCCACUCACUUGUCAUGUUUUUCAGCUUUUAUGUACAGCAGGUAUUCAAGCUUUUUAAUAAACUCUCACUAGUA